AUGACUAUGAAUACGGAGGCCCGCCAAGUAGAAGGCCUUGGGAAAGAUUUCAAUGCUGUGGAUGUGAUAAACAAGACAUAUGCAAACUCCACCGAAUACGACCUGAACGAUGCAUUAAUAUUCCUGGCAAAGGUGAUAAAUAAAACAAAGAUCAAAAACAAACAGCUUGUAAAGCAACACUUUGGAAAAUUUGUGCAAUGCAGAACAGUUCUAGAAGAAAUCUGGAUAGACAUCAAGCAAAAGGGAUAUGACAAGGAGUUUACUUCUGAUCUCGAAAAUAAUAUCAAAGUGAUUGAGGAGAAGUUCAGAAAAAUGACUUCUGGAAUAUCUGGUGAUAACAGGGGAGAAGUCAGCGAAGGUAGGAGGGAAUACUAUAGGAAAAGGUAUGCCUUACUAUUCAAUAUAAAGUCUGACCUAAAAAGAAAUCUUCAUAAUCUAGAACGAUUUGUUGAUAUAUACAAAGAGGCUAUGAAGAUGUAUGAGGAGUUAAAGAGCUCAGUGUAUGUACAAAAGGUUUGGAAUUCCAUCCAUGAUGAAAGAUGUGAGUUCUUAGAGAUCAUCUAUAAAAAUAUCCAGAGACCUAGAUGCUCCUUCCAUGAGGCACUUUAUUACUUUGAUUUAUAUUUUAAAGUUUGCGAGCAUAAGUCUGAACAUAAGAUUAUGAACACUUUGCUAGUCAACUUCAAGGAAAAUAGUGUGAAAAACUUAGAACUAUCUUACUUAGAUGAGGGGGAAUGUCUAAACGAAAUUACUAGACAUUACCUGAAGAUUAUGGGAAGGGUCAAUGGAAAAAUCCAAAUCCAGGGAACCGACCAUUACUUCCAAUGCAUUGAAAGGAUUCUGUACGCUAAGGAACUGCUUUUUGCUAAGAUUUGGAUAAAGAAAUUACGAGAAAACGUUAAGAUGGUUCAAUUUUCCAGCGAUGCAAGAAUAGUUUAUCUUUCACAUCUUAAAAAUGUAAAAACCAAAGUGAUUGAUGAUGAGUUUGAAAAGAUACCUGCUGUAACAAUCGAUACAUUUGGGGAUGCAAUGAAACAUCUGGAAGACAUUUUCUACUUUUUUGCUGAUAUCAUUUCGAAAGAAGAGAAGGGCUACCUUAAAAACAAGGUCUUGGAAUAUGUGGGUAGGUGCUACGACUCAAUAGAGCUAAAGAAAUUCUCCGACCUUGAAGCUGUAAUAAAAAAUAUCCAUGGAAUAAGGCACCUACUGGGAGUACCAGAAUCUGAAGAUGUUAAGGACCUAUAUAAGAUGAUAAACAAUUAUAUGGAUAACCAUGCCACAAAGGUAAUUGGAAUUGUAAAAGAAAUGAUUGAAAGGAAAGUGCCGGAUGUGCAAAUUCUUAUGGAGAUUGUGAGAAUCAUAGAGGAGAUGCCAAUGGAGCAUUUACGCAUAAUAAAGCGUAUGAGGCCACUGAUAGAAGGACAUCCUGUGAUUAUGUAUUACUUGUCAAACAUACUUUCAACCGGGCCCCCAAGGAUAUCCAAUGACCUCAGAAAAAAAAUAGAUGAGAUUCAAGACCAAUUUGGGUUUUUAUUAGACACUUAA
Messenger RNA from Encephalitozoon romaleae SJ-2008, 1545 nucleotides. RefSeq lists its product as hypothetical. The transcript has a single exon. The coding region runs from base 1 to 1545 and encodes 514 amino acids. NCBI's taxonomy places the organism in Eukaryota, Fungi, Microsporidia, Unikaryonidae. The record is from RefSeq and is a predicted model, not a curated record.